Lolium rigidum is the source of this 1008-nucleotide messenger RNA. RefSeq names its product protein SHORT INTERNODES 1-like. Lineage: Eukaryota; Viridiplantae; Streptophyta; Magnoliopsida; Poales; Poaceae. Gene Ontology annotation, biological process: positive regulation of DNA-templated transcription. The record is from RefSeq and is a predicted model, not a curated record. Gene Ontology annotation, cellular component: nucleus. Gene Ontology annotation, molecular function: DNA-binding transcription factor activity; DNA binding. Bases 1 to 1008 code for a protein of 335 amino acids. The transcript has 2 exons.
AUGGCGGGGUUCCCUCUAGGCGGCGGUGGCGGAGGAAGCGGCCGCGACAGCCCGCCGUCGCCGCCCGGCGUGCACCCCUCCGACGCCUCCACCUUCCUCUACGCCACCCGCGCCGGCGGCUUCCAGCUAUGGGGCCAGCCGCAGGACCAGCACCAGCAGCAGCUCACCCACCCCUUCUACGCCUCCAACCUCAUCCGCUUCGCCCCCGAUGACCUCCCCUCCGCGGCCGCCGCGCACUCGCUCGCGGGCGGCGCCUCCUCCUCCUCCUCCCGCGGCGCGCGCGCCGCCGCCGCUGCCGGCCUCAUCGCCGGCGGCGCAAGCUGCCAGGACUGCGGCAACCAGGCCAAGAAAGACUGCACGCACCAGCGCUGCCGCACCUGCUGCAAGUCCCGGGGCUUCGCCUGCGCGACGCAUGUUAAGUCCACCUGGGUGCCCGCCUCCAAGCGCCGCGAGCGCCAGCAGCAGCUCUCCGCGCUCGCCUCCGCCGUCGCCACCGCCGGCGGUGCUGGCCCUUCGCGCGAUCUCACCAAGCGACCUCGCGCGCGCAUCGCCAACACCUCCACCUCCUCCGGGGAUCAGCAGAUGGUGACGGUGGCGGAGAGGUUCCCGCGGGAGGUGAGCUCGGAGGCGGUGUUCCGGUGCGUGCGCCUGGGCCCCAUGGACCAGGCCGAGGCGGAGCUCGCGUACCAGACCACCGUCAGCAUCGGCGGCCACGUCUUCAAGGGCAUCCUCCAUGACGUCGGCCCCAGCAACGCCCAGCUUCAAGCAGCCGCCGCCGCAGCUGCGGGAGGAGGCAGCAGCGGUGGCGGCGACUACCAGUUCAGGCUCACUGGCGACGCGUCGCCCCAGAGCACGGGCGGCGAUGCAGGCGGCGGCAGCGGCGGAGGCAACAACGUCGUCGUGUCAUCGGCUGUGGUCAUGGACCCGUACCCGACGCCCGGGAUGUACGGAUCCUUCGUCCCCGCCACCACGCCCUUCUUCCACGGACACCCCUACACCAGACAGUGA